AUGCAUAGCCACAGCACUCAAGAGGAUCCGGAGUGGUCCACUGCAUCAGCUGAUUGCAGGUUGGACUUCCAUGUUGGGAGCUUUAAUGUGCCUUAUAUCUUUACUCUACAGUUUAAUCCUAGCAACAACCAACUAAGCGUUUCCAGCAUCACCAACGCCACCGGCCCUCACUCGUGGCUCUCAUUGUCUCCGGAUCAACGUACUCUGUAUGCAACGGCUUGGACCGAGCCAAUCUCUACCAUUGCGGCAUAUCGGUCCGUCGACUCAGGCGACGCGUUGCAGUUGCUGGGUUCCAAACCAGUCCGAAACAAGCCGGGCUAUGUCAGCUGUUCCGAUACUCAUAUUUACUGCGUAGGGGGCAAUACCGGAGAGGUGUUCAGGGUCGACAGAAACGGUGGGAUAGGGGAUUUGGUUCAGGAACUUGACUUCGCGAUUGAUGAGGAACAUGAGAAACCGGACACGGGGGCCAGUCGGCAUUCAGUGCCCCACGGAGAUUUCGGCGGCCUUCGCCAUGGUGCACAUGGGUGCGACCUCAGUCACGAUGAGAAGGCAUUAUUCGUGGCAGAUAUCGGUAGAAACUGCACGUGGAGUUUCUCGGUGAACAAAACUGAGAAACUCGUACUUCAAGACCAGCAGAAACAUGUUGCCCCCAGGGCUGAUGAUGGGCCACGGCACGUUUGGCCACACCCCAAUGGAAAAGUAUUGUAUGUUGUUCAAGAGCACAGCAGCAUUGUUGACGUUUUUUAUAUACAAAGGGACCGGGCUGGGGUUGUAAAGAGUCUGAAUCACGCCCACGGUGCCAGCCUCUUGCCAGAGGGAGAAUGUGCUGCGCAUUAUUGGGCCGACGAGGUCCGACUCUCAACAGAAUCGAACCCAAGGUAUUUGUUUGCUUCCACCAGGGGUCUCGAAAGUCACACAAACGGCUACGUCUGUGUGUUUGGGCUGAAUCAAAAUGGUACUCUGACCCAGACGGUUGCCAUUGAUAUUUGGGAAACACCAACUAGUGGUGGGAUUGCAAAUGCAAUCGAGCCGGCGCCGUGGUCAACAAGGGUCUCGCAAGCGUGUCCAUCAAAACACUUCAUAGCCAUGACUGACAGCGAAGCUUGCAAAGUCUUCAUUCUCAGUUUUGACGGAAAGACAAUAUGCAUGGUAAAUUCCACCGUCCUAGAAGUACCUAUGCGCAACCAGGUUGGUCAAAAGAUGCUCGCACAACCAGCCACGGCAAUUUGGGUUCGACCGAAGGCAUGA
Molecule: messenger RNA, 1248 nt
Organism: Pochonia chlamydosporia 170
Lineage: Eukaryota; Fungi; Ascomycota; Sordariomycetes; Hypocreales; Clavicipitaceae
Product: muconate cycloisomerase I, MLE
Exons: 1
Coding region: 1-1248 (415 amino acids)
Molecular function (GO): 6-phosphogluconolactonase activity; protein binding
Source: RefSeq, a predicted model, not a curated record